AUGAGUCCGAAAUCAUCAUCAGAGAAACCCAAGAGCAGCAAGACCAAGACGAAGGCAGCAAAGAAAUCUGGCACUAAAUAUCUCGCAUCAGAACUCGUUAACCCCGAGAAGAAAGUGAAACGACCACAUUGGCAAACUCAGAAAGAGGCACUCGAGAAAAAGUUCACAGAAGGCUGGCAUCCACGCAAAAAGCUCCCGCCGGAUUCUUUGGAUACAAUUCGCCAUUUGCAUGCCACGAAGCCCGAUGUCUGGACCACGCCUGUUCUUGCAGAUCAGUUCAAAAUUUCGCCAGAAGCUAUCCGACGAAUCCUGAAAAGUAAAUGGCAGCCGACGGAAGAAGAGAGAGAAAGGCGUGAAGAGAGAUGGGCAGAACGCUACAAAAAGAUUUAUAGCCAUAUGGAGGAGCUAGGUCUACGACGAAGAAAGGGAGAAUGGACCGCCAAGGUAUCUGAUGCCCGUAGGCUUGGAUUGGAAGGGAAAUCUAUACGUCAGAAUUUUCGACGAAAGCCCCAAGCACGACCAGAGGGCACGGAGAUAAAUAUUUCGAGGCCAGAUCGCGAGGCUUCACCCAAAGAGUCGACAUCGUUGGAAUAG
Talaromyces marneffei is the source of this 594-nucleotide messenger RNA. RefSeq lists its product as uncharacterized. The record is from RefSeq and is a predicted model, not a curated record. The coding region runs from base 1 to 594 and encodes 197 amino acids. NCBI's taxonomy places the organism in Eukaryota, Fungi, Ascomycota, Eurotiomycetes, Eurotiales, Trichocomaceae. The transcript is spliced from 2 exons. Gene Ontology annotation, cellular component: nucleus.